Molecule: messenger RNA, 2059 nt
Organism: Vigna umbellata (rice bean)
Lineage: Eukaryota; Viridiplantae; Streptophyta; Magnoliopsida; Fabales; Fabaceae
Gene: HSFA1D
Product: heat shock transcription factor A1D
Biological process (GO): regulation of transcription by RNA polymerase II; cellular response to heat
Cellular component (GO): nucleus
Molecular function (GO): RNA polymerase II cis-regulatory region sequence-specific DNA binding; DNA-binding transcription factor activity
Source: RefSeq, a predicted model, not a curated record
GAUGUAGGUAUGUUGGGAGGGUACAGAAUGAGUAAUUGGAGGACGCAAAGUCCUUCAUUCAAUCCAUUUCCUGUUUCUCUUCAAACCCACUCCUUUUUCUUUUCUUCUCAUUCUCAAAUCUAAUUAAUUCAAUUCCUCUCUCUUCUCCAACAACUUAGGGUUUCUUUUUUUCCAACAAUGCCACGCAUAUUUCCCUAAAUACCCUAUUUUUUCCCCUUUUCUACUUAAGUUCAAUUUCGCGACAUGGAUAGCGGUGCGUCCGCUCCGACGGCGCCGAUUCCGAACGCCAACGCGCCGCCGCCAUUUCUGAGCAAGACUUAUGACAUGGUGGAAGACCCUUCCACCGACGCGAUCGUGUCAUGGAGUGCAACCAACAACAGCUUCAUCGUGUGGGACCCACCCGAAUUUGCCAGGGACCUUUUGCCCAAAUACUUCAAACACAACAACUUCUCCAGCUUCGUUAGACAGUUAAACACUUAUGGUUUCAGAAAGGUUGAUCCAGAUCGUUGGGAAUUUGCAAAUGAGGGUUUUUUGAGGGGUCAAAAGCACUUGCUUAGGAAUAUAACACGAAGAAAACCUGCCCAUGGUCAAAAUCAUCAACAGGCUCAGCAACCCCAUGGACAGAGUUCAUCAGUAGGGGCAUGUGUUGAAGUCGGAAAGUUUGGGCUUGAGGAAGAGGUUGAGAGGCUUAAAAGAGAUAAGAAUGUGCUCAUGCAAGAGCUUGUGAGAUUGAGGCAGCAGCAACAGACCACUGAUAACCAGUUGCAAACAAUGGUUCAGCGCCUUCAGGGAAUGGAGCAACGACAGCAGCAAAUGAUGUCAUUCCUUGCGAAAGCUGUUCAGAGCCCUGGAUUCUUUGCUCAGUUUGUACAACAACAAAAUGAGAGCAAUAGGCGCAUAAGUGAAGUCAACAAAAAGCGUAGGCUCAAGCAGGAAGGUAUUGCAGAAACAGUGAGUGCUGCUACUCCAGAUGGACAAAUCGUUAAAUAUCAACCUCUGGCGAAUGAAGCUGCAAAAGCCAUGCUUAAGCAGAUCAUGAAAUGGGAUACUUCUCGUGUAGAAUCUUUUAAUAAAAACCCCGAGGAGUACAUCAUUGGUGAUGCUUCAUCAUCUUCCAGUGGAAUGGACAGUAGUGGCUCUUCAGGCUGGACUUCCGGAGUCACUCUUAAGGAGGUAUCUCCAGCUUCGGUGCAGUCUUCACACGUUCCAGCUGCUACUGGCACCCAAGGGCAUGUCCGCCCGACUGUUAAACCCGAAAUUCCGUCUGUACCACAAGCAGUAGCUUCUGAAAAUGUUACAAAGGAUGGAGGACAUGGUGUGCCUUCUAUCCCCGUUUCUCAAGCAGAUAUGGUGAUCCCUGAUCUUCCUCCAAUAACAGAGAUGGUGACAGGAAAUAUGCUUGAUAUUCCCGAAGAAAAUUAUAUGGCAACUGAAUCGGAUGAGGGAUAUAUGGAUCCUUCACUGGGCGAUGCCGGGUCAUUUCCCAUUGAUUUUGAGGUCAUUUCACCUGAUAACAUUGAUGAUUUCUUAGGAAAUCCUUCUAUUUGGGAUGAAAUUUUGCAAACUCCAGUUCCAGAGGAUAUCGACACCAAUAUUGCCGAUGUAUCCAACGGGAAUGAGGUCCAGUCAACGGAAAAUGGAUGGAGCAAAACUCAACGUAUGGAUCACCUUACAGAGCAGAUGGGUCUUCUUUCUUCUGAUACAAAACGAGUUUGAUUAUCUAUGAAAUUUAUAUUAAUCUUUCAUUUUGUCCAAGGCCUGACCCAAACAAUACACGACUGUAGUGAUGUCUAUAUUAUAUAUAAUUACACUCCCACUUGGUCACUGAAAGUCAAUGUUUCUCGUUUGGUCGUCUAUGGAUUUAGUUUGUCCUGCAUUUAAAGCAAAAUCUAACUAACUAUAUCAUAUUUGCAUUUACAUUGAUUUUUCAUUUGCUUUGCGUUGAAAACAACUUACGGAUUUAUGGCCUUGUCGUGGACCACUUGGGGAGUGUUUCUGGUUAUCUAAUCAGUUUUUCCAAUGUCAUAGGCAUUGGGUGAGGUUGAGUUAUGUGAAUUCA